Messenger RNA from Aspergillus affinis, 675 nucleotides. RefSeq lists its product as uncharacterized. The transcript is spliced from 3 exons. Bases 1 to 675 code for a protein of 224 amino acids. The record is from RefSeq and is a predicted model, not a curated record. Lineage: Eukaryota; Fungi; Ascomycota; Eurotiomycetes; Eurotiales; Aspergillaceae.
AUGGGCAAUGGUCGAUACCGACUAGUUGGCAAGCUUGGAUAUGGCGGUUACUCGACUAUAUGGCUCGCCCGAGACCUCCAAAGGGCCAAAACGGGCAGCGAGAUCAUUCCACCCCUGAUCGACGAAUUUUGGGCUGUCGGUCCCAAUGGGAAACAUAGGUGUCUUGUCACUCCGCCCGCGCAGAUGGGUCUGUUCGAUGCGAAAGAAGCCUCGACGUUCGGCCUUUUCCACCGAAGGUGGCGCGGUCGAAUAUCGCUCAGCUUGUUCGCUGGGUGGCCUUCUUACAGAGUGAAGGCAUUGUACACGGCGGUAUGUGAACUUGGUAACAUCCUAGUCCAAUUCCCUGACUCAAUCGACUCUUAUUCCCCGUCAGAACUAUACGAAAAAUACGGAGACCCAGACCCAGAGGCCGUUGUUCGCCUCGACGGCACGCCCCUCUCAACCAAUGUCCCUGAGCAAGUCUUCAUGCCCAGUUGGUACGGCAUUCCCAGCAACGAGAUUCCCCUUGGACAGGAACGCAUCGUCCUCAGCGACUUCGGCGAAUCGUUCAACCCUCAUCGAACAUCCCGAUUCUCGUCCAAGACACUACCACUCCUACAACCUCCCGAAGCCCGAUUCUCUAACGCCCCGCUCUCCUUCUCCUCAGACAUUUGGACGCUCGCGUGUAACAUCUGA